This is a messenger RNA of Chanos chanos (milkfish), 4623 nucleotides long. RefSeq names its product sterile alpha motif domain-containing protein 9-like. The transcript is spliced from 2 exons. The record is from RefSeq and is a predicted model, not a curated record. Gene Ontology annotation, molecular function: protein binding. Gene Ontology annotation, cellular component: cytoplasm. The coding region runs from base 1 to 4623 and encodes 1540 amino acids. Lineage: Eukaryota; Metazoa; Chordata; Actinopteri; Gonorynchiformes; Chanidae.
AUGGACUCUCAGAAUGAAGACUACAAGCACUUACCAUGUAAGGAAUGGACCGAAUCCCAUGUCAGCUCCUGGCUAAAAGACAUUGGUGUGAAGACACAAUACAUACAAAAACUUAACGACGGGGAGGUUACGGGACCUGUCCUUUUGAGCCUCGAAGAGAAAUAUUUACGUGAAACCAUUGGCAUGGGCAGUGGCCAAAUCCAGUUCCUACUUUCCAAAAGAGCUGGGCUUACAAAGAAGGACCUACAGCAGCAUAAGCCACUAAAAUCAUCUCAAAAACACAUUCAAAAAUCUGCAUCUGGUGCAGCACUCACAAAGGGAUCAAAAGACGAACCUGAGAAAUCCAAAAAUCUGACUGAAAACGUACAGCCCUCCAAUGAAAAUGAAAAUCCAGACAUACCCUCCACUUCAUCUUUUCCCCUGAGCAGAUACAGAAAAUUUGAUGAAGAUGAGAAAGAUUUCAAAUACAUGAAACACUCUAUACUCCCUCCAGAGACCGGUGUUGACAAGCUAAUUGUUCCGUGCCAUGAGUACAAAUCGCUGGAGAAUGCAAGCAAGCUAGAUGCAAGAAGGCUGAAAAUCAAAUUUGCCAGUGAGGUCAUAAGGUUUGCAUGUGGGUGCAUGAACAUGCGUACAAAUGGCACAAUACAUUUUGGAGUCAUGGACAAGACCAAAACAAAUUAUAAGCAUGGAGAAGUAAUUGGAAUUCCCAUCAAAGACAAAGAGACCUUUGUAGAUGCACUGGACUACAUUGAAAACUCCUUUCUGAGCUCACAUCAUUAUGAUGCCCGAGAAUGUAUCAGGUCUCCAAAAUUUAUAGAGGUGACUGAUAAAGAGAGCACAGAACAAAACUGGGUUAUAGAGGUUGACAUUGUUCCCAUGGUAAGCAUCGUAAGAGACAAACUGUACAGAGUUCGUAUUCCAAAGUUCAAUGAGAAAGCAAAUAAAACUGAGUAUGAUCCAAAAACUCCUUAUCAAAGAGUUGGGUCCAGCACAUCAUGCAUUACUGAUGACGAUCUGGUCAGUUUCAUUCAAGCACUCAAAGACCGUGACCUAAAAAGAGAACAGGCUGAAUCCAACCACAGUCAAAUACACAGUGACUGCAAAGAGGAUCUGGGAAGGAAGCUCUCACUUCUCUUAACAGGUGGGAAAAAAUACAUGGACAACACAUUGAAUUACAUCAUUGUGACCAAUAAGUUUGAUGAAGAAAACCUGAAGAACAUUAGCUUCCUAGCUCACAUGAACAUCCUCUGUGUUUUUGACUUUGACCCUGAGUCUAAAACAUCUGGACUAUGUCAAAAAUACCAGGAGUACCACACACCGAACCCUCAUUUUCUGCAGGACUACGCAAAUGACCGCAGACUCAGCACCACUGACUUCGUCAAGAGUUUGCAACUUUUUGACAGAAAAAGCUGGAUUUUCUGUAAUGGCCGCACAGAUUACUUUGGGGAUGAAAAUCCAUGUGAUGAAAAGAGCUGGGUUAGAACCAAGAAGAAAUUGCUCAAGAGAGCGGUUUCUGUUAUCUGCAAUGAAAUUCUACCUAAAGGAUCAUUUAUAGUGGUUUUCCUACUCAUGUCAGAGAUUGAACAACCACUUGUUGAUACAUUUCAUGAAUUCUAUGCAGAAAUGAAUGGUCAUGAAGAUGUGAUCAUUAUCUCCGAGUCAGUAGAGAUUCACAAGAAAUGGUCAAACCUUGCCCAAGCUUCCUGUAGUCUUGAGACGCUUGAACAGGUCAGCAUUGUUGGCAUGUCAAUGAGUCAUGUAGAUGCAACAGUUCAAAGCAUUCAGCUUUCCAAGUGCGAGUCAACAAGAUGCUUACCAGUCUUCAGUAAAGGGCUAUGUUUCAUAAAACGGGUAGAUGAGGACAACAUGUUCUCUUUAGAAAUAGUAAGUGCUGACCAAUGUGAUGAGACAAAUCUGGACAUGAUGGACCAUGACCAAAUUAGUGAACUUGAACAGUAUUUUUAUCGGGGAGGAAAGAUUGACUGGUUGACUCUAUGGCUGGCAGACAAAGGUAAAUGUGGGGAGGUAAUUCAGCGAGAUGCUUAUGCAGAGACUGAUGAAAUUGUAGAGACACUUGUCCUUCGUGGUACAUCAGAACGGUCUGUAGAAAAUAUUACCAUCUACCACCACCCUGGAAGUGGCGGAAGUACGGUGGCUCGACAGAUCCUCUGGAAAUGGAGGAAAAAAGUGCGAUGUGCUGUUGUCAAACAUUCACAUCAAUUCUCAACAGUCUGUGAGCAUGCUACAAAACUAAGAGAGUAUGGGGAGAAAGACAAGAAUAGCUGCUUACCAGUCAUUCUGCUUUUGGAGGAUUACAAUGCAGACUACCUAGAUGAUCUCAGACAAGAAUUAAGCAAUGCAGCUGCAACCAUGAAGAUCAGUCCCUCAACUUUAUGUUUCAUUAUUCUAAGCUGUAAAAGGUCUCACGAGCCUCAAAGAAUGUGUAAAUCAUUUCCAUCACGUACAGCUGGAGUUACACACAAGCUAUCUGAUAAUGAGAAGAAACUGUUCUCAAAGAAAGCAGAGAGUCUAAAGCUCAAGUUUGAGAAACUAGAGUUUAUACUCACAUUUGUACUGAUGAGUGAAGGUUUUCAGGAAUCCUACAUCACAGACUUUGUGCAAAACCUGCUGGACAAAAUUGAUCAUUCAUCUCCUCAGACUCAGUUGAUCAAAUUUGUGUCACUGCUCAACAGUUACGUUCAGAAUUCCUUCUUAUCGGUAUCACACUGUGAAACAUUCCUAGGCUUAGGAAGUUACAUACACAAUGUCCGAUACCAGACAUUUGAGAGUUCUCUCAGUGAACAAGCCAAGCUUAUUUUCAUUCACUUAAGAGACAGUUCAACACACAUCAGCGCCAUACGGAUCAUUCAUCCUUUGGUAGCUAAGGAAAUACUGAACCAACUCUCAGCGAAACAGCCCCAGAGUACUAUAGCAAUGGAUCUCCUGCAGGACAAAGCGCUUUUUGACCAUCGGUUUGGGAGGGACGACUUUUUAAAAUUCAACAGGGACCUGUUCAUCAAACGGAAUAAAAAAAGUAGGGGGGAUCCUGAGGACACUUUAUUCUCUCCUCUGAUAGAACACGUUUGUAAUAAAGAAGACACUGAUAAGGCAAUUGAUCUUUUAAAAACAGCUUACACAUGCCUUGGACAAGAUGCCUUUGUGGCUCAGCAGCUUGCACGUGUACUGUACAAAAACAAAAGGUUCUCUGAAGCACAACACUGGGCUGGAGAAGCAAAGUCUCGCCUUCCACAUGAUACAUUCAUCCUGGAUACGGAGGGGCAAGUGUACAAGAGAUGGUUUUAUGACUUACUCGAUGCCCUUGACGAAGGCAAGGUAAAGCCUGAAGCAGCUGUUGAAAUAAUUGACAUUGCCCUUAAGGGAAUUAAAGCUUUCAGAGCCUCAGAGAAAGCACCAAAAUCAGAGACUGUUGGCCUGAACAAUUCUUAUUUUGGAGAAGUUGAUGUUGGAUGCCAACUGCUUAAGCUUUUGAAAUCAGUGGAUGUUUUUUCAACAACAGAGGGAAAUACUGAGCUAAUGAGAUACUUGCUGACAGACUACAUACCAGAGACAAUCAAAAAGCCAUGGAGUAAGUUUCAUGGUCUACUGAAGGGAUUGAAAAACAGCAUUCACAACGCGCUCGAGUGCAUUUGUGACGAUCUUGCUUACUUUCAAAUUGACUUAGGCGAGGAAGAAGAGGAGCAUGACACAAGAGAACCUGAACAAAUAUACAGUCCAAGAAAAUGGCUGAUGAGGAGAAGUGCUGUGUAUGCUGAGUUUUUCUGUGAUGUCAGUCUAAAUGAAGAACUUGGCAACAAUAACUCUGAUGUAGAUUCUGCAUUUACAAGACAGAUGAAAAUUUAUAAGCUUGGAGGGGGCAAUGCCAUAACAAUCCUAUCCCUGCUCUCAGACAAUAAAAAAGAAAGAGCUGGAGAAAAGCUAGAGGAAUUAAUUGGCCUGUUUCCAGCAAAUAUCACCCGACAAAACCUUGAUCAGAGUGAGCUUGAGAAAUUCAUCUUCUGUCAGAUUGGUCUUGCAUGUGCCGUACCUGGCUCUGGGAAGCUCCUUACACUCGGAGAACUUCAGGAUCUUAGUAUGAGGUUUUGCAGGGUGGGAAAAAACACAGCAGGAGCUAGUGCACACUUUCUUCUCUCACUCUUGUUCUGGCCAGAGGAUCAAAAGAUCAAAGAGUCAUCAAGUCCUAGAAACAAAGUACUUAUGUCUGCAAUUGAUGUCCUCCACAGAUUUUGUGAGACGAAAGCCCGAACCCCUCGAAAAGCCAGGCUUGUUACUCAUUUCUUUCUUGGAAAGGCACCAGGUCUGAACAAAAUAAUUCACAGGAGCACAAUUGAAAAGUUAAGCAAAGGCACUCUAAGUGAAAGACGGCUGAAGUGGCUUAGCGGUGAGGUGUGGACAAACCCGAGUGUUAUGCAGCUACUGAAACGGGUUGAAGGAUGGACAGAGAACGGAAAUCUUUUUGUUCAGGGAACAGUUCAGGGCAGUAAGAUCAGAGUCAUCCCUUUGUACUCAGCGUCCCUGCCUAAUGGAAAUGAAAAUGUUACCUUUUACUUGGGUUUUUCAUUUCAUGGAGUAGUAGCUUUUGACAUUAAAAUUUUGGAAUGA